GAGAGUUUUUGCCCUACGUUAUUUAUUUGAGAACAGGUUCGUGUCUCACGGCAGUAUUUUCAUCAUUCUUGUUCGGAUCGUUGAGUUGAUCACAGCAAUUUUGCUUCAUCAGUGCAAGCAAAUUUUAUCCUAAUAGAAUGGCAGUAAAAAUUCUAGUUUCAUGUUUCGCAAUUUUGGCUCUUCUUGCCACGAUCGACGCUGCCUCUUCCGGUCAGUGUCCACUCGCGUCUAAAGUACAAACAUGUUCUCCCAAGUGUUUGAGCGACCUGGAUUGUAGCACUAGUGGCGGAAAAUGUUGCCCUAAUUCAUGUAACUACAAAUCUUGCGUAAGUCCCAAUCAGCUGGUUCAGGGAUCGACUGGGAACAAGGGACAAUCAUCUGGUUCCGGCUCGUACUGUGGUAACACCAAAUGCAAUUCAUAUGAGACAUGUCAGUUGGAUAAAACCACCAAACGUCAGAAGUGUGUUCGAUCAUAAACAUUUAUUCAACGUAUUCCGGUUUUGAUACAUUACAUAAAACACAUUAAACUAGAACUAGUUAUUUUCAA
Molecule: messenger RNA, 547 nt
Organism: Malaya genurostris
Lineage: Eukaryota; Metazoa; Arthropoda; Insecta; Diptera; Culicidae
Product: waprin-Thr1-like
Exons: 4
Coding region: 138-476 (112 amino acids)
Cellular component (GO): extracellular region
Molecular function (GO): peptidase inhibitor activity
Source: RefSeq, a predicted model, not a curated record